Miscanthus lutarioriparius is the source of this 666-nucleotide messenger RNA. NCBI's taxonomy places the organism in Eukaryota, Viridiplantae, Streptophyta, Magnoliopsida, Poales, Poaceae. The record is from the annotation of a GenBank genome assembly.
AUGGAGUACUUUGAUGCAAGGCAGAAGCCUCAUAAUGUUGGGAAAAUCAUUGCAGCCCUGGUCCUCACAACACUCUGUAUAUUUGUUCUGAAGCAAUCUCAUGGUUUCGGUGGCAAUAGCGUGUUUUCUCGCCAUGAACUUGGGGUUACCCAUGUCUUAGUUACAGGAGGAGCUGGUUAUAUUGGUUCACAUGCCGCUUUAAGGCUGUUAAAGGAUAACUAUCGAGUUACCAUUGUGGAUAAUCUAUCUAGAGGAAACAUGGGAGCAGUAAAGGUCAACAAGAUAUUUGCUGAAAAUGCAUUUGAUGUUGUGAUGUACUUUGCAGCUGUUGCUUAUGUGGGAGAGAGCACAUUGGAACACCUUAGCUUCAGUGUAAGAACCAACCAUUUUCCUGAUCCUACACUUAUUGAAAGUCAUGAGUUUACUUUGUUGCUGUCCAGACCUUUUGUUACAGAGAAGAGGCAGUCUGUAGCUAACCGGAUUAGAGAGAAGUACCUUGACAGAAUUCUAGUAAACUUCUACCCUCCUGGUGGAUUCUUUGUGUAUGACAUUUUCUGGGUGUUCUUCACUCCAUUUAUGGUCAGCGUGGCUAAAUCUUUUGAUGCUCCGAUAAAGCUUCUGUUUCCAACUGCAGAUGCUGCACGGGCAUUCUCCAUGCUUGCCUGA